UGUUGUUCUCCUCCACGGCCAACUCUUUCGAUACCCACAAACACACAGGCAGACAGAUCAACAUUCUCCAAGAUGGGUUGGUUAUGGAGCUCUUCUUCCUCCCCAAAGGACCAACAGCAGACCCCUUCCCCUCCGCAACAAUCCCCUCCGCAACAAUCCCCUCCGUCCGACAAUGCGCUGCAACCACCACCGAAUACCUCCACUCCGAUGAAGACGUUGACUCGGGAGGAACAGGCAGAUGAGGAGUUCAAGAAGCUCUGGGCGAGCUUAGAGAGUGAUGUGGGGAAAUCAAAAUCGCUGCAACAACCACCAUCGCUGCCGCAAUCAGCAGAGUCCAACCCACCAUCGUCCGAAUCACAACAACCUUUGUCCUCCAUCGCCCCCGAAUCCCUUUAUCCAGAUACCAUGUCCUGCCGCUCGGCCUUUGACUACGCAUUCUUCUGUCAAUCAUUUGGAGGACAAUUUGUCAAUGUGUACCGAUAUGGAGAGUUGCGGUCGUGCAACGAGCACUGGGACAAUUUCUGGCUCUGCAUGAAGACCCGGUCUUAUUCGGAUGAGGAGCGCAAGAAGGCGAUUCGGGAUCACAACCGGAGGAAGGCAAUUAAAUACAAGACCGGACCGAGUAGCGAGGAUGUCUGGGAUUUGAGGACUGAGCCUGCUCGAACCGCCUUUCAGGGAGACUUUUCGACGCUCGAGAAGGAAAUGCAGCUGGAAGAAGAGGCACAAAAGGCCGCAACGACUUGAUGCUUGUUUCUCUCCUCUUUUUUUCUUAUUAAUAUAUGCUAUAUCUAGAUGGAUACCUAUCCCAAGCAGAAUCUCUGUACAAUACAAUGAAUUGUUAGUCAUGUCUAUUGGCAUCCUGGCACUCGUGAACUUGCCCGCGACUCUUUAUCCAUCAUGACAGGGAUUCGGAAAUGAAACCAUUUCUGCUUCUGUUUUAAAUCAUGAGAGCUAAUGAUCUAAAUCAAUGAGAUGGCCCUUUUUCUUUGUCUUGCGACUCCCGAGAGGCCCAAAGAUCCUUUGACAGUCAUUGUUCAUUGUCUCGAGUCUGACCCUGGACAAUCCAGUCCACUCAUUCAGCCACGCUGACAAAAGUACA
Molecule: messenger RNA, 1099 nt
Organism: Aspergillus wentii DTO 134E9
Lineage: Eukaryota; Fungi; Ascomycota; Eurotiomycetes; Eurotiales; Aspergillaceae
Exons: 1
Coding region: 73-744 (223 amino acids)
Source: RefSeq, a predicted model, not a curated record